Merops nubicus (carmine bee-eater) is the source of this 779-nucleotide messenger RNA. It is a transcript of the gene SPSB3, whose product is annotated as splA/ryanodine receptor domain and SOCS box containing 3. Lineage: Eukaryota; Metazoa; Chordata; Aves; Coraciiformes; Meropidae. Gene Ontology annotation, biological process: proteasome-mediated ubiquitin-dependent protein catabolic process. The record is from RefSeq and is a predicted model, not a curated record. Gene Ontology annotation, molecular function: protein binding. Gene Ontology annotation, cellular component: SCF ubiquitin ligase complex.
AUUUCGACUGGGUGUGGGAUGACCUGAACAAGUCCACGGCCACCCUGCUGAGCUGCGACAACCGCAAGGUGAACUUCCACAUGGAGUACAGCUGCGGCACCGCCGCCAUCCGCGGCAACAAGGAGCUGGCGGACGGGCAGCACUUCUGGGAGAUCAAAAUGACCUCCCCUGUCUAUGGCACAGACAUGAUGGUGGGAAUUGGGACAUCAGAUGUGAACCUGGACAAGUACCGCCACACCUUCUGCAGCCUGCUGGGCAAGGAUGAGGACAGCUGGGGACUGUCCUACACAGGGCUCCUGCAUCACAAAGGAGAUAAAACCAACUUCUCUUCACGCUUUGGCCAAGGCUCCAUCAUCGGGGUGCACUUGGACACGUGGCAUGGGACACUCACCUUCUUCAAGAACCGCAAGUGCAUCGGGGUUGCAGCCACGAAGCUGCAGAACAAGAAGUUUUACCCCAUGGUGUGCUCCACGGCGGCCAAGAGCAGCAUGAAGGUGAUCAGGUCCUGCGCCAGCUGCACCUCCCUCCAGUACCUCUGCUGCUACCGCCUGCGCCAGCUCCUGCCCGACUACGUGGACACGCUGGAGGUCCUGCCCUUGCCACCAGGACUCAAGCAGGUGCUGCACAACAAACUGGGGUGGGUCUUGAGCAUGAACUGUAGCACCUCGAAGCCUUCUUCUUCUUCCUCCUCCUCCUCCUCCUCGUCGGGAAGCGACUCAGAUAGCUCCUGCGGCUCGGAGGCGGAGGCCUGCCAGAGGAAGAGGUGCAGGAGGACAUAG